This is a messenger RNA of Diachasmimorpha longicaudata, 519 nucleotides long. RefSeq lists its product as uncharacterized. The coding region runs from base 1 to 519 and encodes 172 amino acids. Lineage: Eukaryota; Metazoa; Arthropoda; Insecta; Hymenoptera; Braconidae. The transcript is spliced from 2 exons. The record is from RefSeq and is a predicted model, not a curated record.
AUGGUACCCACUCUUUACAACUUUACUAAGGGGUUCUCCUUUAAUGUUCGAACGCUCUUCAAAAUUAUUAUUGUCUCCUUGCAGGCAGAAAAUGCAUCCCUUGACCCCAAACCUUUCACUAAUGGCAGGAAAAUUGUCGAGCAGUCAUACCGGAAUAAGAGGAUCCCCGAACGUGCUUUAGACAUUAUGGUGAAUUCAGUCACCUCAUCAACUCUGAAGCAAUAUGAGGGACCGCUAUUGAAAUGGUCAAAAUUCUCCAAAGAGGAGGGAAUUAACAUGUGUAAUCCUCAAAAUAUUGAUGUGAUCAAAUUUUUAACUUCAAGAUUUGAUGAGGGAGCUAGCUACGGUACCUUGAAUUCUACUAGAGGUAUUUCGAAGAAACGUCCUCCAAAACCGAAAUAUUCUGAUACAUGGGUGUUGGAAUUCCUGGAAGCCGACAGGAUUCCAUCACCAAUACUUACGCCUGCUCACCGUCAGGCAAAAUCAAAACAAUCCAGUUGUUACUAUGGGCCUACUUAG